Molecule: messenger RNA, 1949 nt
Organism: Sitophilus oryzae (rice weevil)
Lineage: Eukaryota; Metazoa; Arthropoda; Insecta; Coleoptera; Curculionidae
Gene: CCT2
Product: T-complex protein 1 subunit beta
Exons: 10
Coding region: 112-1716 (534 amino acids)
Biological process (GO): protein folding
Cellular component (GO): chaperonin-containing T-complex; cytosol
Molecular function (GO): ATP-dependent protein folding chaperone; ATP binding; ATP hydrolysis activity
Source: RefSeq, a predicted model, not a curated record
AGUUGACUGUCACCUAACUUCUUUGUUAACAAAUUUAGUGAAGCAGCGAGCAGCGACUUCCUUUUAAUAAAAUAAAAUUAAAGAAAAAUAAGUUAAUAAGUAGAAAUAAUAAUGGUUUCACUUAAUGCAGUGCGAAUUUUAAGAGAAAAUGCCGAAGAAGAAAAGGCGGAAAUUGCUCGGUUGAGCAGUUUUGUAGGAGCCAUUGCAAUUGGGGAUUUAGUUAAAAGCACUUUGGGACCUAAAGGUAUGGAUAAAAUUUUGGUAUCCAGCGGUCGUAAUGCCGGUUCUGUAGAAGUAACAAACGAUGGAGCAACUAUAUUAAAGUCUGUCGGUAUAGAUAAUCCUGCUGCAAAAGUACUUGUCGAUAUGUCUAAAGUUCAAGACGAUGAAGUUGGUGAUGGAACAACUUCAGUCACUGUUUUGGCUUCUGAACUACUUAGAGAAGCUGAAAAGUUGAUUGACCAAAAAUUACAUCCUCAGAUAAUAAUAGCUGGUUGGAGAAAGGCUGUUGACAUUGCCCGUAAAGCUUUAACAGAUGCAUCACAGGAUAAUAGUGCAAAUUCAGACACUUUCCGUGAGGAUUUGUUGAAUAUUGCCCGUACAACUCUUAGUUCAAAAAUUUUGUCUCAGCAUAAGGAACAUUUUGCAAAACUAGCAGUCGAUGCUGUAUUAAGACUGAAAGGAUCUGGUAAUUUACAAGCUAUACAAAUUAUUAAGAAGUCUGGCGGAACUCUGGAAGAAUCCUUUCUGGAAGAGGGAUUUUUGUUAGACAAGAAACCAGGUGUCCACCAACCGGGUAGGGUUGAAAAUGCUAAAAUUCUAAUUGCAAACACUCCCAUGGACACAGAUAAAAUAAAAGUUUUUGGAUCAACAAUCAAAGUAGACUCUAUGGCAAAAAUUGCUGAAUUGGAAUCAGCCGAAAAAGAAAAAAUGAAGGACAAAGUAGCCAAAAUCCUGAAACAUAAUUGUACUGUGUUCAUUAAUCGCCAACUGAUUUACAAUUAUCCAGAACAACUCUUUGCUGAUGCCGGAGUGAUGGCCAUUGAGCAUGCUGAUUUUGAUGGAAUUGAAAGGUUAGCUUUAGUUACUGGAGGUGAAAUAGUCUCGACUUUUGAUCAGCCAGAAAGUGUCAAACUUGGAACUUGCGAUCUUAUUGAACAAAUUAUGAUUGGAGAAGACACAUUACUUAGAUUUAGUGGGGUUGCUUUAGGAGAAGCUUGCUCAAUUGUUAUUCGGGGUGCAACACAACAAAUUAUUGAAGAGGCAGAUCGUUCCCUGCAUGAUGCAUUGUGUGUUUUGGCUGCUACAGUCAAGGAAAGCCGCAUUGUGUAUGGAGGAGGUUGCAGUGAGACACUGAUGGCGGUAGCUGUGAGUAAAGCUGCACUGAGUACAGCAGGAAAAGAAGCAGUUGCUAUGGAAGCCUUUGCUAGAGCUUUGCUGCAACUACCCACAAUUAUUGCUGACAAUGCUGGUUAUGAUUCAGCUCAGCUUGUAACUGAACUUAGAGCAGCCCAUACUAGUGGUCAAUUCACAAUGGGCUUGAACAUGGACAAAGGCGAAAUCGGUGACAUGCGCACAUUAGGCAUCACCGAAUCCUUCGCAGUCAAAAGACAGGUCCUGGUUUCGGCUUCGGAGGCUGCAGAGAUGAUUCUCAGGGUCGACAACAUCAUCAGGGCAGCGCCAAGGAAGCGCGUCGAAGACAGGGGACACUGUUAAAACCUUCUAAUUUCUUUUUAGGUGAUAAUAAUCUUUGGCCCGUUUUUUUUUUCAUUACCUGAGCAAAAGUUCUCCGGUAUUUUAUCAAACCUACAAAGAAAGGUAUUGAAAGUAUUUUAACAGCGUACUUUUGCUCUUGCAUAGCUUUGAUAUUUUUACAUGUUCACACGAAAAAUCAAACUUCAUAUUAACAUAAUGUUAACAUUUAUUAAUAAAUGAUACUUCGAAACUUA